AUGGCCCUUGGGUCACUCUUCUCUACUGCAGAACACUGCCCCGUGGCUGCUGGCAGAUCAAUUCGGGGAUCUGGGAAGCCGGCACGAGAUCCGAGACCCACACGAAGCCACAAAGAGACACGCAAAUAUAGAGGAAGGAGCGACAAAUAUAGAGGAAGGAGCGACAAAUAUAGAGGAAGGAGCGACAAUAUGUCAUCCGAAAAAGCCGCUCUUGUGAGUCCCCCAAAAGGGGGCCCCAAAAGGGGAAUCGCUCCGACGUCAUUCGCCGAUGCCUUGAAGCGGGGCAGCGUCUUCCUGCCGUUUAAGGAGGCCAGCAAUUUUGAGCUGUUCCUUCUAUGCAUUAGUUUCCUGUUUGCGGCCGCCGCAGGCAGCAUGUUGCCUUACUUCAUGCGGUCGUUUGGGUCCACAAUAAACAACCUACAUACCACCAUGGAUGUGAGCGGCACGGUGAAGGAGAUGGCUAUCGCUGGGGGCGUAACUUUGGUGCUCCAGGCAAUUGCAUGUAUGUGCAUGGAGAUAUGUGCAGAUCGUGUAACGGCGCGCAUGCGUUGCCGGUACGUGGAUUCUGUGCUGUCUCAGUCUAUGAGUUGGUACGACACGAACGAUGCUGCCUCCUUGUCUGCGCGCCUGGAUGUUUGUUUGGCAUCCGUGCGGGAUGGUAUUGGCAUGAAGCUCGUGGCAAUUCCCUCGAACGUAGUGCUUAUUAUUGGGUCCAUAGUUAUCGCCUUCAUGAGCUGCUGGUCCAUCACUCUGUGCUCGCUAGUCGGUCUCUUGCCAGCGGCCUUCUCUGGAGCAGUUCUUGGAUGGGCAAUGCGCACAACCUCGACCAAGGUGAACAAAGCGCUGGAGGAGGCGGGAUCUGUAGCCACGGAGACCUUCAGCAGUAUGAGGACUGUUGUUGCUUUUGGAGGGGAGAAUGUAGCUAUCGAGAGAUACACGCACCACAACAGAGAGGCAGAGAAGGCCGGCAUUUGGGGGGGCUUCCUCUCCGGUCUGGGCAUAGGAGGCCUCAUCUCAUCCGUCUUUGCAAUGUUUGCGCUUGUUUUCUAUCUGAGCGGGGGCAAAGUAGCAAGAGGCAUGGAAGACAUAAUCGCGAGUCUCCCACCAGGUGGCGAAGCCAUCUUCCAGCAGCCCCCCUCGAUGUGGCCGAGGCCAGAGUUCGAGGGUGGGUCGGCAUUUGUGAUUUCCGUCUGUCUCCUCAUGGCUUCCUUCACACUAGGCAACAUAGCAGAGAACAUAUCGCUGCUCAUGAAGGCCGUGAAAUCUGCGGAGACGAUAUACGAAGUCAUUGAGGAGCCCUCAGCGAUCGACCCAACAGACCCCACAGGAGACAAGGACGUGGCUCUGGACGGCGAUAUCGUGUUCGAUUCCGUCACUUUCUCCUAUCCGUCGAGACCAGGGGCCGUCAUUUUGAAAAACUUUUCGCUAAGAAUCCCAGCAGGGAAGUCCGUCGCGUUUGUUGGCCCCUCCGGCUGUGGCAAAUCAACUAUCCUGCAACUCACUCAGCGUAUCUAUGACCCCGUCGAAGGGAAAAUUUCAAUUGCUGGACGGGAUCUGACGAGCCUGAAUACGCGAUGGUAUCGGUCGCGCCUCGGGGUGGUCAUGCAAGAGCCUCGACUCUUCUCUACAACUAUUGAAGAGAACAUCCGCCUGGGUUGCCCUGAAGCCAAAACCCUAGCAGAUCUCGAAGUCGUGGCUCAACAAGCUCAUGUCUCCGCGUUCGUAGAUCAGCUGCCCUUGCGGUAUCAAACAAUGUGCGGAACUGGCGGUGCUCAGUUAUCGGGAGGGCAGAAACAGCGCGUGGCCUUGGCUCGGGCCUUGUUGCGGCAGCCCGCGGUCCUUAUCUUAGACGAGGCUACUUCUGCUCUGGAUAACAAGUCCGAAAAGGCAGUUCAAAAGGCGCUGGAUGGUGUUAUAAGCACGUCCAGCGCCACCACUCUAAUCGUCGCCCACAGGCUGACCACAAUUCAGAAGGUGGACGAGAUCAUUGUUUUGGAUAACCGAGGCGAUGGUGCAGAAGUUGUGCAGAGGGGGACUCACGACGAGCUUCUCAAGGAUACGCAGGGACUAUACUAUAAUCUCUUCCAAUCGCAAGACGGAAGUAAGGGCCUUCAGGAGCAGGCACCUGUAAAGCACCCUUCUAUGAGUCAUUCAGCUGAGGGCGCAACCACCGCGGUAGGAUUCCCUUCCUGUGAACAUCAAGAAACGGAAGAUGAUGACUUGCUGUUACCCGCGACGCCCGUGGAUGGCGGUGUCUCUGCUCUCGAGCUCAUGGAGUCAAGUGUGGGGCUCAAUGCCACCAGUUUUUUGGCACGACUGACGGAUAAGGGCUUGACUCCACCCCCCAAAGGCAGAGCGCGUCUUCGCCGCGCCGUGCGUAUGCUGGCUCCCGAAUGGUUCAUGUUUACGGUGAUGAUUAUCUCCUCUGCGCUCUCUGGAGCCAGCUUCCCUUUGAUGGGUCUUCUCCUGGGCAACUUUCUCACGGUGCUGUUCAAGCCAGAUCCCGCGGAAUUGAGGGACGAGACGGACUUCUGGGCGCUUAUCAUACUCAUUUAUUUUAUCGUGCGGUUCCCCAUCGAGGCUCUGAAACAGUAUUGCAAAGAGUACCUUGGAGCCCGUCUCUCUUACCGACUACGAGAGCGGGCCUUCACCAACAUUGUGCACCAAGACAUCGCCUUCUUUGACGACACAAAAAACAAUACGGGGAUACUGUGCUCCAUUCUUUCGGCUGAUGUGGCUUCUGUGACCACCGCCGCAACUGGAAACUUUGUGAGUGCUUUCCACGGAUUCUUCUCCUUUGCCGUUGGUAUUGCGAUCGGGUUCUGGUACUCCUGGCGCCUUGCUCUAGUCCUCCUCGCGACCUUCAUUUUAUCUGCUGGUGCUGUGGCCGUUGACUACGCGCUCAACAGGCCAGCGCUCAAUGCAGCGGGAGGCAGCUCAAAGAAGAAGAAAGAGGACUCUGCCUCGGCUAUCUUUGCUGAGGCCGUUUCUGGCAUCCGCGUGGUGAUGUCAUUCGGGCUUGAGGGGCACUUCUCCCAUUUGUACGAGCAAGCAGCAACAAGCGAGCUGGGCAAGAAGGCCUGCACCGCAUUCGGCUUUGGCAUAUCCUGGGGGAUUUCCCAGAGUAUGCAGUUUUUCGUUUUUUCUUUGGCUCUAUGGUACGGAACCAAGCUCGCCAAUGAAGGGGAAAUCAGCACAUCUGCCGUCCUGAACACUGUUUUCCCCAUCGUUUUUGCCGCCACUGGGCUGGGCGUCGCCUCCACGUAUAGUGCAGAUGCCAAAAACGCACAGAAGGCUCUGGUGGAUGUCUUCCGUGUCAUCGACAGACCGUCACGGAUCGACGUGCGGGAUGCCCUAGACGGCUCCGGGGAUAUGCUGGAGAACUUCACCGGAUCUGUGGAGUACAAGGAUGUCUCCUUCUGCUACCCCAAUAGGCCGGAGCAGCCCGUAUACAAAAAUCUUACAUUCUCGAUUCAGCCGGGAGAAAGCGUUGCUCUUGUUGGAGCUUCUGGAUGCGGCAAAUCAACGGCUGUGCAGCUGCUACUGCGUUACUACGAUUUGGACGACAGCACUAGAGUGCAGGCAGACAGAGCGAAAACUAAGGAGGCACACCGUGUGGGGCGUAUCCUAGUCGACUCCACGAACUUGAAAGACGCCAACCUUAUUCGCCUGCGGUCUCUCAUUGGCCUUGUCAGCCAAGAGCCAGUUCUCUUCAACCUCAGCAUUGGAGAUUGCAUUCGUUACUCAAAACCCAACGCCACGCAGGAAGAGGUGGAGGAGGCAGCUCGUAUGGCGAAUACCCAUGGAUUCAUCUCCGCACUGCCUCAAGGCUACAACACAAAUGUUGGAACUGCGGGAGCGCAGCUCUCUGGAGGCCAGAGACAGCGUAUCGCCAUUGCUAGGGCUCUCCUCAGGAAUCCUAAAAUCUUGAUUCUGGAUGAGGCGACAUCGGCCUUGGAUGCAGAGAGCGAGAAGCAGGUACAGGCCACAUUGGAUAAACUUGUUGCUGAGGAUGCAAAGAGAAGCACCAUCAUAAUAGCUCACAGGCUUUCAACUGUCCGGACAGCGGACAAGAUUAUGGUCCUUCAAAACGAAAACGCGGAGGGGAGCCAAGUUGUAGAGAUGGGCAACCAUGAGCAGCUCAUGAAUAUUCCCAAUGGUAUCUACCGGGGCCUCGUGCUGAGCGCAACGGAAGAGGGAUGA
Cyclospora cayetanensis is the source of this 4203-nucleotide messenger RNA. RefSeq names its product ABC transporter B family member 13. Lineage: Eukaryota; Apicomplexa; Conoidasida; Eucoccidiorida; Eimeriidae. Gene Ontology annotation, cellular component: membrane. The transcript has 5 exons. Gene Ontology annotation, biological process: transmembrane transport. The record is from RefSeq and is a predicted model, not a curated record. Bases 1 to 4203 code for a protein of 1400 amino acids. Gene Ontology annotation, molecular function: ATP hydrolysis activity; ABC-type transporter activity; ATP binding.